Molecule: messenger RNA, 4500 nt
Organism: Cinara cedri
Lineage: Eukaryota; Metazoa; Arthropoda; Insecta; Hemiptera; Aphididae
Source: the annotation of a GenBank genome assembly
GGAUUCUCUUGGUCAAAAAUUCCCAUACUUCUUUUAGAUUAUUAGUUGACGUGCGCUUUUUACGCCAACAUUGAACAUAAGUAGUAUUAUGUGAUUAUUCGUACCAAUUUUGUGAUGUGGAUAAAUUUCACUUUUUGGAGUUAACAUAUUUUUAUUCAACCCAAAACUUAAUUUAAAUUCUAAGAUACCUGUGUAUACAUUUAUAUAAUUUAGUGACGGUUUAAAUUUAAUUUCAUAACCCAACCAUGGCCGAAACUGUGGAUAAUAUAGUUAAAACUUUUAAUGAAACAAACGAUACUAGUACAGAGUCAAUACUCAAAAAAACUCCAGCCACUCCAGAAGGAAUGUUAAUUGCCUACAUCAGUUUAGUAGUCAUGGCGUUGGUGCCCAUAUUUUUAGGAUCUUUCCGUUCAUUAAAAUUACAUUUAAAAAACAAAGUUAGUACUUAACACUAAUAAAUUAUAAUGUAUUGAUGUGUAUUAAAAAUUGUGUUUCUAGAUGAAAAAAGAAAUACCCGAAUCAAUGACGGAAAAAGAUGCUAUGAUGUUUCCAAUAAUUGCUAGUGGAGCUCUUUUUACACUUUUCAUUAUAUUCAGGGUAUAAAUUUAAAAUAUUUAUUAUUUAUCAAAUUUACAUUAAGUAUUGGUUGAUUAUAGUUAUUUUUGAAUGGUAUGCCAGUGAUUAACCAAAUAAAUGACAUACAGAACAACUACCAAAGUCCAAAAUACAUAAAACAUUUAUAUUUUUACAGUAAAUUUCAUAUUGUAAUUUAAACAUUAUUUUACUAGAUACCUACUACACUAAAAUGACACCUUACAAUCCUGAAUUAAUCUUUGAACUUCUUUUUUUUUGUUUACAUGAUCAAUUUAUAAUUUUUUAUCUUUUAAAUUUACUUAUUAUUACUUAUAAUUGUUUUACGAAUACAUAUACAUGUAUUUGGUAUUGAAAGAUUCAAAGAAAAAUAACGUAUUUUUUAAACCAUUAGUAUACAAAUAUAUUUAACCUUAUAUAAAUAAUUUGUUUUGAUAGUAAAUACUUGAUUUUUCAAAUAUAGAUAUUUUCUAAGGAACUUAUAAAUUUACUAGUUACUUCAUAUUUCUAUAUUCUUGGAGUGGCAGCCUUAAGUACUCUUUUAAGGUAACAUUAUUUUUUAUGAAUACAUGCACGUUAACAUUGUAUCAAUAAUAUGUAUGUGAUAGACAUGUAUAUUUUUUUUAGAAAUCAGUUCAGUUCCAUGUUGCCGAAAAACAUACCUAAAACCGAAUUUAACUUGAAUUUUACAAAAAACUCUGAUGAAAAUAAAAUAGAUUUGAUAAAUCUCAAAUUUACAUUACAUGAAGUUAUAUGUUUUUUGUCAUGUGCAGCAUUAGGAUCACUUUACCUGUUCAGCAAAGUAUUUUUUAUAAUUUAAUUUAGUUUUAUUAUAUUAUUUUAUGAUUUUAUUUUAAUUCUAGCAUUGGAUUGCAAACAAUAUAUUUGGUUUAGCAUUCGCUAUAAAUGGAGUAGAAAUGUUACACCUCAACAAUAUUAAAAUUGGUUGUAUCCUUUUAUGUGGUCUAUUCAUCUAUGAUAUAUUUUGGGUGUUUGGCACCAAUGUUAUGGUUACAGUAGCCAAAUCUUUUGAUGCUCCAAUCAAACGUUAGUUUUCAAAAAAAGUAGUUACUUUAAAUGUUUACAAACAAUAUUUUAUUUAAUAAUAUAUAUAUUUGUGGCUUAGUUUAAGAAGGGCUAUGUCAACAAAUAAUAAAUAUAUAUAUAUAUAUAUGUACCUGUCACAAUAAUUAUGGACUUAACAUUACAUUUUUGGAAAUACAUUUAUUUGUUGACAUCGACUCUUCUUGCAUCAAGCCACAAAUAUGAAUACAUUCAUAUAUAUAUAUAUAUAUGUAUAUAUAUAUGUAUUUAUAAAUAUAGAAAAUUAAGUCUAAUUAUUUAUAUUUAUUUUUUGUACUGCAGUUAUUUUUCCUCAAGAUUUAUUGGAAAAUGGCAUUUUAGGUGCUAACAAUUUUGCAAUGUUGGGUCUAGGGGAUAUUGUUAUUCCUGGAAUAUUUAUUGCUUUAUUGUUAAGGUUUGACCAAAGGUAUGUUAAUGAUAACGUUCUUAUAUUUUCAAAUAAAUACAUUUUAAUUCAAACAAUUUUUUUUUUUUAUUUAUAUACAGUUUAAAACGUAAAACAAACUUAUAUUUCAAUGCAACUUUUUUGGCCUACUUCUUGGGUUUACUUACUACAGUUAUUAUUAUGCACAUAUUUAAAGCUGCUCAACCAGCUUUAUUGUACUUGGUACCUGCGUGUUUGAUUACUCCAAUAUUAGUAGCUUUAGUAUCUGGAGAUUUAAAAGCUUUAUUCAGGUAAUUUAAUUUCAAAAUAUGUGUAUUUUUUCAACUUUCGUUGAUGAUAAUUAUUAUUAAUGUUAUAUUUUUACAGUUAUGAAGAUUAUAAUAUGGAAUUAGAAAAGUCUUCUAAAAAAACUAAAUAAUAUUGAACUCUCAAAAUGAUUUGUUUGUUUUCUUUUUGUAUCUGGUGUGAAAAAAUCAAAAUUGUAUUUAAAUGGAACAAUAGUUUUUCUUUUAUUAUUUAAGAUAUAUGAACAGUUACAUGAAAAAUUUUACAAAUCCAAUACUUAAUUGUUUUGUGAUAAAUUUAUUGUUUUACCCAAGCACAAAAUUAUAAAAUCAAGUAAGUUAUUGAUCUGAUUUCAAUUCUGUUAAAUGCAGUGCUGUAUAAUAGUUUACUUCUUAUCGUUAUAAUAAUUUUUGAACAUUGAAAAAUAAUUAAUUCAUAGUCCUUUAUUUUAUAUAUUUUAUUUAUUUAGUAUAAACUGAUUAAGGUAUUUUGAUUAAUCUACUAAGACAAUAAUGCAAAUUUAAAAAAAAAAACUUUGAAUUUAAAUUAUAGUACAAAUUAAAUUAUAACCCUGUAAUCUAAACAAAUUUAAAAUACCUUAUAUAUGGAUUAAUUAUUGAAAUCAGACCUUUUGCUAAGAUCCAGGUAACAUAGUUAAAACCAAUCAAUCUUGUGACUAGUCCAUGCUACUCAAAUAGUUCACUAAAUUUUAUGUUUCAAUUAUUUUAUAAAAGAUUUAUAUUUAUAUUAUUACUCUCUCAUUAAAAAAAUUGAUUGUUUUCCAUUAAAUACAAUGUUGAAGAUAUUCACCAAUUUCAUGCAUGACAUUUAACUCAUACAUAUAUGUAUUUUAUUUCCCAGGUGAAUAUAACACAAAUUAUACAAAUAGAUUUUAAUUUUGUGCUUAUUCAGUGUAUUGUCAUUUUAUAUUGAUUAAAUUGUAAUUUGAUAAAUAAUUUUUAAAAAAAGUAUAAUUUCUUAAUAGUAUUAUUAGAUUCAGAAUUUUGCAUCUUUAUUGUUAUAUUAUUUAUAUUUAUUUUAAAUUAAGUUGUCUUCCCAAUUCUAAUUUUUUAAUUAUUCAUGUUUAAUAUAAUUUUAUACAUAAUCUUUAAAUCCCUAAAUUCAUUAAAUAUUAAUUUAAAAAAAAAAAAUUGAAAUGCAAAUUAUUUUUUUAGUAACAUUGUAAAAUUAAUUAAUAUAAAAUAUUAUUAAUGUUUCUAGUAUAAUACAAGUAUUUGUUUUGCCUAUUACAGUUCAUUUUUAAGAAAAUAUAUGUGUUCUUCCAGUUAUAAAUUAAUCUGAUCUCAAUAUUGUUUUUGUCUUCUUAAACUUGUAUUGCAAUUUAUGAUCAUUAUACAAUGAAACCAUAAUACUUGUAAACUUUAUGAGUAUUAAUUAAUUAAGUAUUAAUCAUAGGGACAAUCAGGGAAAUAACCCUCUACCCCAAAGUUAAAAAAAAAAUUAAAUUGUGAUUUUGUUAUUUAUUAUUGGAAUUAUUCAAUGUGAUCAUGUUUCUAGGUAACAAUACCUAACCAGAUGACUUUGAAUUUCAAUUCCAUUUUCAGAAAGUAAAGGCCAGGUACUUAAUUACACACUUCAGGAUAAAUUACAAAUGUUUAACCAUUUCGGUGUGCUUAUCAGCAAAAAAAAUGACUUGACACCCAGUUUAAAAAAUUCCAUUUUUUUUUUCUAAAAUUAUCUAAAAUACAGCCAUCUAUAGCUGGUUAAAAAUAUGAUUUUUUUCUUUUUAUUGGUUUUUAAAAAAAUGUUAAGUAUAAUAUAUAUGUAGCUAUACAAAUAAUUUCUUCACUUUUAAAAUCUCAUCUAAUUUUUAAGUUUUAAAAAAAAGUAAUUUGUACUGCGCAUAAGUUCAUUUAAUGGGCUCUCAUACAUUUUGAGUUAUUCUUAAGUAUAUUUUAGUCUGUGUGUAUCACCUCCCGAAAAAUAAUAAAUAAAAAACCUCCCAAAAUUGUUUAACCUAGGUCAUCUGGCCAAAAUAUUUGGUGUUACCAAGAUACGCGAGCACAUUGUAUAUUUUAAUAUAACACUUAUUAUUAUUUGUAUUAAGCGACUAUUUUAUCUAUAGUUACAAGUUGUGUAGUAUUCUUAAUGUUUUUCUAUACAUAAUACAAAUUAUAAAAAUAAUGUCAAUAAAC